Pogonomyrmex barbatus (red harvester ant) is the source of this 1692-nucleotide messenger RNA. RefSeq lists its product as uncharacterized. The record is from RefSeq and is a predicted model, not a curated record. Lineage: Eukaryota; Metazoa; Arthropoda; Insecta; Hymenoptera; Formicidae.
AAAGAAGGGGCAAUGGAUUAUAAAUAGGUUGCACAUUACAGCAUGACAAUCAAUUUACAGAGAGUGUGCAUUGAGUGCAUACACGUUUUAUUACAGCCUUUAAGUGAAUAAAAAGUAUUAAACAGUGUUAAACUUUUAAGUCAACGUGCAUGUUUCAAGAAGUUCUAAGUGUUUCAAGAAGUUCUCAAAAUAUCAGCAAAAGCUACGAUGUCGAAAUUGCGGAAGUUGCAACCUCCUACGCUAAUAAUUACGAGUAGUAAAGAUAAUUCUGAAAAAACUUUAUUAAAUGACAAGACAUUAUAUAAUGACUUUCUCAAAAUAAAGAUCGAGGAAGACAAAGACAGCGGUUUCUCAAGCGGUUUUGACUCUUCUGUCGAUAAUUCAGAUGAGUCAAACAGUCUUAUUAAUGAGCGCGAGAAAUUCGUAACAAUAUACAAACAAAAACUUCAGAACAAAUUACCAGAGCAUUUUGAUCAAUGGACCACUGAGAAGCAAUACAAGCAUUUAGUAAACAAUAUCAGCAAGUAUUUUCCUAAUAUACCCAAGUCUCUGAGAUACAUCUUACCAGCGAUUUUUGAAAAUGGUGACAAGCGAAAGAUGAAUGCAAAGCCAGAUUGGUUGGAUAUGGAAAAGUUUUCUCGCGGACAACGCUUUGCCCAGCGUUAUUUUUCUGCGAUCUCCAUAAGCAGCUUAUUGGGUCUGCUACAAAUAUUUAUCUUCUCGGAUGGUCUAAAACCUCUAAUUCUCAGUCAGAAGUCAAACACUCCAUACAGAGCUUUCAAACGAUAUCUUUCGACAAUUAAGACCUUCAGAAACUGGUACACGAGCAAUCCGUGGAGCAAAGAAACGCCGGCUUACGACGACAUUCGUAGGGUGCGAAAGCUACAUAGGGCCAUGAGACAAAAAUUAUGUAAGAAAGACGACAAAGAAAUCGAUCGGGAUAGCGAAAUUCCAAACGCGUGGUGUCCUAUGCUGGCAAAAAUUAGAAAAGAUUUCGCAAAUGCAUGCCCGAUGGCGAAGAACCAGCAAUGUCCUUACUUAAUGACGAGGACAAAAGGUUUGAAUCAAGGCGAUAUGUCGGGCACACAGUUCGCCUGCAUGGGUUUGAUAGUGCUAUAUCCAGAGCAAUUUGGAAUACACAAUGCCAGUGAUGAUGAUCUAGAGGCUUUCUGUCAUCUCUGGCGCGGAUUGGGUUACCUGCUGGGCAUCGAGGAUCAGUACAACUUCUGUCGCGGUAGCCUACAUGACGUACGCCAGCGAAUUAAAGAUUUCAUCGAGCACUGGAUAAAACCGAAUUUUCGCACGUUGACACCAGAAUGGGAGCACAUGACUAAAUGUCUGAGUGAGGGAGUCGGUUAUAUCGCUUACUUAAACAACUACAAAAUAUUUCUACUCCAACUCUGUGACAUACUUGGACUUGACAUGCCGUGCUUGUACAAUUCUCUUGGCCUAGCGGAAAAAACACUUUACAUUCUACAAAAGUACCUGGUCCCGUAUUUAUUAAAACUACCUGGUAUCUUCUUUAUCAUGAACGCAGCGUUAAACGCGCGUCUGGAUCAGGCGACAAACUUCGAACCCAAGAAACAUAUUAAUCUUAAAAACAAGUCAUUUAAAAAAGUCCCAGAAAUUAUAUAUAAUUAUAUAUAAGUUUUAUUUAAUUAAUUAAAAUAGAUUUUUAUAAUCUAUUAAAUU